Molecule: messenger RNA, 1627 nt
Organism: Drosophila hydei
Lineage: Eukaryota; Metazoa; Arthropoda; Insecta; Diptera; Drosophilidae
Product: protein FAM114A2
Exons: 3
Coding region: 181-1605 (474 amino acids)
Source: RefSeq, a predicted model, not a curated record
UAACGUUUUAUUGCAAUUUAAAAUAAUUUACGCGCCACUUUUAACGGCACGACGUUUUCUGCCUGAUAACAGCGGUAUUUUUUAGGCACAAAUACACAAUCCGUAUUUAAUCAUAUCGACAGCUUACAAGUUAUCGAUAACUGUCAAAUCUACGAAACUACGUGGUAAGCAAAAAUAGUAAUGGCAAAUAAACCAAAUAAAGACAACGGAAGCCCAAAUGAUUGGGAUCAGAGCGAUGAGGAUGACAACUGGGACGAUUGGGGCGAUGGUGAAGAAGAUGAGGAUAAGUUUGUUCACAUUGAAAAAGAGCAGCCGCCACACAACAACAAAGCAACGGAAGAGAAAUCAGAUAGAACUGUUAAAACUGAACUCGAGACAACAGCGGCUCCUCCUGCACCCGUCUCUUCCUCAACCUCCUCCUCUGGCUGGGGCUCGUGGGGAGGAAAGCUGAGCUCUGUACUGAGUACCGCCACCGAGGGCCUGGGCAACAUAACAACCCAAGUGAAUCAGGGCCUUAAUCAGAUAAUUGGAGUGCCCGAUCCAGAAGAGCUGGCGCGCAUCAAUGCAGCCGAAGAGGCAUCCAAGCCGCCGAAACCAGAACAGCUCACAAAAGCCGAAACAGAAACAGUUACAGAAAAAUCCGACUCUGGUGUGCCUGCAUUUAAUCUCGGAUUGGUCACAACUCUUGGCUCGAAGGUACUCAACACGGGUCUGGACACACUCGAAGGCAUCGGCAAAAAGACAAUGAACAUAUUGCAAGAGAACGAUCCGAAGCUGAUGAACAAACGUAAAUUGCUGGGACUCGAGGCAAAUAAACCCAAUUUGAGCGCCGUGCUGCUAGAAGCUAAGAAGGAUGCAGACCAAAUGGAGCAAUCGCUGCACGAAUUGCAACUGGAGAAACGAAAGGCGCAGCUGCGCUUCGAUGUGCUCUUCGAGAACUAUUGUGGCCUAGUUCACUACGAGGCACUGGAAAUACUAUCCAAAGAGUCGCGUCUGAAGCUGGACACGCUGCUCGAUGCGGUUAGCGGGCAGGCUCUAAGCGAGCUGCAGGAAACUAUAGACGAGGUCAAGGAGUUACUGGAACUAGAGGAUUUGGAGUGCGACAGCGAGGGCGACUAUACAGCUGAAGAGCUUGGCCAGCGUUUGAUGGCCACGAUAGCUGACGCAGAGCUGGGUAUUAAAUUCGAUGAUGUGGCUAGUCACUGGACGCAGUCGCUCAGCUGGUUGAGCUCAGAAGAAGCAACCGUUGCUGAUCUAGAACAGGCCUAUGCGAAGAGCAUCAAUGUUUUGAGUGAAGCAUGUGCCCUACAAAUGUGUAAGCUGCACAAAAUCGCUGAACUGAUGUUGGUGAAGCCGCAUCACAGCACUGCCAACGAGGUAGAUGGCAUCGUGCAUCUCUGCAAGCAAUUCAAUGGACAUCUUCAAGGACUAACGCAACGAUUUGCUGCGCUCCUGAGCAGCAAGAGCGAUGCCUCCGACUCCGUGCAACAGGACGAAUGCAAAACAAGGGUUAAUACAUACUUUAACGAAAUGUUGUCCGCUGUCAAGUAUAUCGAACAGGCCUAUAAACUCUUUACCCCCAUAUUGCAAAUGGGCGCGGUUUAGUAAUCCAAAUCUUGCUAGCUUA